AUGGAUCAAGUCCGAGAUAACGCGAGCACAAACACGAUUCAGCAAGUUUUCGAUGAAAAUGUAGUUAAUAAUGUGCAGCAGCAGGAUGGAGCUCUACCGCCUGGGUUCACGAUCACGACAUCCGCGAUGGCUCUCUGGGACUAUGCGCAGACAAUCGUGCAGGAUGAACAAGAGCGCGCGCAGAACCGUCACCAUGUAGCGCGUCCUCCCCACCCUCCCAUCCCAAUGUCGCGUCGCAACAGAUGCAUCCUGACACUCAUCCUUGAGGAAAAGCGAGACAAUUUGAAGCAGCUGUGGAAAGAAUUAAACGAGAUCGAGCUCUUCUUGGGUUUGGAGUUUGUUUGA
This is a messenger RNA of Suillus plorans, 345 nucleotides long. RefSeq lists its product as uncharacterized. NCBI's taxonomy places the organism in Eukaryota, Fungi, Basidiomycota, Agaricomycetes, Boletales, Suillaceae. The transcript has 4 exons. The record is from RefSeq and is a predicted model, not a curated record. Bases 1 to 345 code for a protein of 114 amino acids.